Molecule: messenger RNA, 8187 nt
Organism: Plasmodium malariae
Lineage: Eukaryota; Apicomplexa; Aconoidasida; Haemosporida; Plasmodiidae
Product: conserved Plasmodium protein, unknown function
Exons: 1
Coding region: 1-8187 (2728 amino acids)
Source: RefSeq, a predicted model, not a curated record
AUGAAUGAUUUGAAUAAUAACGACAUAUUGAAGAAUUAUAAGAAAAGCUUAAACGAUUUUAAAAAUAUUGGAAACCCUACUUCAAAAUUGAAUUUACAGAAAGACAUGGAAAAUUAUAAUGAAAAAGUUAGUGACACAAACGUGCAAAAUGAAAAUGCUUGUUCCUAUUAUACCAAAAAUGAUGAACAUGAAAUAUUUACUAAUAAAAAUAACUUUAAUAUAGAUUCAUUCUUAGUUGAUAUAUCUUUAUGUGAUUCAACAACAUGUGAUAGGAACAAAUUUAAGAAUAUAAUAAAUAAAAAAGAACAAAAAUCAGAAAAAGACAAACUAUAUGAUAGCCUUUUUAAUGUACAUCAAGAUAAAUUAAAAGUAAAAAGUAAUUUUAUAAUUAAUAAUAGCAUAGUUAAUUAUGAUAUAAAUCUAAAUAACUCUCUUAACAGAAUUAGUAAAAUAAAUUUUAUGCAAAAAUUUAGAAGAAAUGCACGCAAUUACCAUAGCAAUACAAGACGUGAACGCAGAAUGAAUGUAUUAGAACGUAUAAAUCAAGGUAAUAGUGACACUGUGGUCACCACUAAAUUCAGUACCACUAGCAGUAACAACAAACAGAAGCUAAAGAGUUUAUAUAACUUUAAAGUAGAUUUUGAAAGUACCCAUUCAUACCAAGCAAAGGAAAAUGAUAAAAAUGACAGACCACUUGAAAAUAACACGUAUUUUAAUAAUUCAAAAAAUUCUUAUAAAAAUAAUAUGGAUAAAAUAGAAAAAACAAAAGAAAACAAACUUAAUUCGAAUCUUCCUAAGGACAAUGAAAAUAAAAGGAAAAAAAAACACAUAUCUGACAACAUAAACUCUGUAGAUAUAAAAUACCCAACUAUUCUAAACAGUAAAAAUAAUUUUCCAUUUUACUUCAAUUAUUCAGGCAUUUCCGAAAACUUUAAAAGUUUAAAUAAUGUUCAAAUGAGUAAUAACUCUAAUUACGUAAAAACUAGUUAUGAUCAAAUUAAAAAAAUAAUUCUAGAAGAUAUGCCUUCCGAUAGCAACACUUGGGAAGGAAACAAUAUUUCUCCAACAGCAAAGAAUGAACUAAUCUUUGAAGUGAAUAAAGAAAAAGAAUAUUUUAAUAUUUCAAGUUAUUUAAAUAAGCCCAUUCAAGUAACAACAGACAAUGAUCAAAAAACAAAAAUGGUCGAAGCACAAAAAAAAGAGGACCUUGUAAAUAAAAAUAAAAAGAAUAAUUCAAAGACUUCUUUUGCCUAUUUAACAAAUGGAUGCAAAGAACAAAAACAGUAUCUACAAAAUUUAGAAAAAUUUAAUGAUCAUCUAAAGAACUAUUCUCUGGAAGAAGCAAAUAUACACAUUAAAAAUUACAAUUUGAGACAUUCCUUUGAUUUUGAUCGAAACGGUAAGUCUACCAUAAAUGACAAUUCCAUAAAAAACAAAUAUUUAAAAAAAAAAGCGGAAAAAAGUAACACUAAAUUGAAUAUGUACGAAAGUUUCUUAGAUUUUGAAAAAGAAUUCAAAAAUAAAAAGAAUCUUGAAAACCUUAUUAAAAAAAAGAGUGAAAAAAACACAGAAUUAUUUUUAAAAUUUUCUGGUAACGAAAAAAAAAAUAUACUUCAUUAUGUUACGAAAAAUAAUAAUUCCCUAAAGUGCACAUAUAAAGAAUACAAGAAAAGUGGUAUUUUUCAACCUGUGUCUUUAGGCAAAAUUAACAACGUUAGUAAAAACCAAGCAAUAAGAGAAGAGAGCAGUAAUGUUAUAAAUAUUCCCAUUAAUUUUAAAUUAAAAAAAAAAUUGAAAAAUUGCAAAAACAAUGAUAAUACGCACAAUGAAUCAGUAAAAACUAAACAAAAUGACAUAUUCCCACUGUUAAAUGGAUAUUAUACAAAUUUUUCAAAUACGCAAGAAUUGAAAAAUUAUAAAUAUUCUUUUUUUAAUAAAUCAGAAAUAUAUGAAACCAAUGGACUUGUGAUCCCCUUUUUAAAAAAAGACAUCAUGAAUGAAAAAAAUAUGCAUGUUGAAAAUUUAUUUAGUUUAAAUGAUGAUUUCAACUCAAAUAUAGAUGGGACAUUGGGAAUCUACUCAACAAAAUGUAAUAAAAACGAGGAAAAAAAAGUUAUACUCAAAAAUAAUAAUGUUACUUAUGACAAAGAACAUAAGAAUAGUUAUAUACGCAUGCAAAACGCCCAUAAUGAUAAUGCCAAUAUAAGCACUGGCAUAAGUAUGCUUCAUAAAAAUAUUUUUCACCGCCAAGAAAUACACCAACAAAUAAUAGGAUUACAGACAGAAAAUAGUACUCAAGAAACUCAGUCAGAAAGAAAAGAAAUACAUAGUGAGUAUAACAAUUAUAAUUUCAAUAAAUCUGAAAAAUGUGUUGUGUAUAACACAAAGGGAAGCAAUAGUGAGGAAUAUUGUCAUAAAGUAAAAAACGAGCAAAAUUUAGUUAUUCAUAACUUAAAUUUAGUUAUAAAUGGAGAAGACAAACAUAAAAAGGUAGAACACGAUGACUGUCUCAAUGACAUAAUUUUUGAACGAGAAAAUAAAACAAAUGCAGACAUGACAAGUAAAAAUAAAAGCUCCAAAAAUGGUGAUGAAAAAACAGCAGAGUCAACUUACUUAUCAAAUCAGUGGGAAAAUUUCCAUUGUAUAUUUUCAAGGGACCCAAAUAAUGAAUUUGCUUUAAUAAAAAAUACGGAAAAUUAUAACGACCAUAAUAACUCAUUUGAUUCAGUAAACAGGAAUGGAAAGGAUAAUACACCCGGAUCUAUGCAUGGUGAAGAUUUUUAUGGAAAUAUUAACGAUAUAAUUAAAGAAGGGGAAUGUAAUACAAAUAUAAGUCAAAUAAAGGAUGAAAUAUGUUCUGCAAAAUAUUGUAAUAAUGAACAAAAUGACUGUGUUAAUAAUGAGAAUAAAUGCACGAAUGGAAAAUACAGAACUAGUAAUGAAACAGAAAAAAAAGAAAAUGUAAGUGUACAAACUGGAGGAGAAUUAGUACAGAAGACAGAAGUAAAAGACGUACUAAUAAAUACUGAAAGUGACGUUAAUAUUUUAGAAUAUAACACCAAGAAUAAUAUUAACAUAAAGGAAGGGGAUAACAAAAAUUUUAAUGAGAAAAUAAAAUCUGAAAUUAAUAGCAAUGAACUCAAAAAUGUUAAUUAUAAUAUUGGAAUGAAAAAUGAAAAAAAUGGUAUAUACAAUGAAACACCCAAUAACCAUGUCGAAAUUAUGAGUGAAGAUGCAAAAGAUGGAGAUGCAGAAUAUCAAACUGAUGAGAAACAUAUGAAGAACCAAAAUAACAGUAACAAAAUUGAAUGCUUAAAAGAUGAAGUAAAAAGUGAAAACGAAAAUUCACAUUCGAGAAACAUUUAUAAUAUCUGCGAAAUAGAUGAUAAAUGUACAAAAGAAACUACUUAUGCGGGAAAUGAGAAAAAAGAAAGCAAAGAAAAUGAAUUUAUCAUAUAUAAUGAAAAUGUAAAAAGUUCAUAUAAUUACAAUAAAUGUAAAUCCGAUUUUGACAGGGAAGUAGAAAAGAAUUACCAAAAUGAACAGGAAAAACAUCGGAAUAUCUAUGAAAAGAGAGAACACGAAAAUAGGAUAUGCAGAAAAGAAAUCCAAGUGGAAUCUAAAAUUUAUGGUGAGGAAGAAAAAGGAAGUAAAGUUUACAAUGAAAAUAAUCAUAUUGAUAAUUACACUCAAGUAAGCCAAAAUAAAAAAAAUGAACAUAAAUAUGAAAAAGAUGGAACACUUAAUAGUGUAGACACUAGGAUAGCUGUAAAUGAAGAUAUUCUUUAUGAAAGCAGGGAACAUGAAAAUCAAAACGAUAUAGAAAAAAACGAACAAAUUACAAUUGAAAAUGAUAACAUAAAUAGCGAAAUGGUGACAGAAAAUGGUAAUAAAAAUGGUAAUAAAAAUGGUGAAAGUACAACAAAAAGAACCAAUAAAAUUUGCGAAAUUACAGAAGACAAUGUUAAUAAAAGUAUUGGAAUUAUGAAUAAAACAUUUGGUAAAAGCUUUAAAUACAAAAGUCCAGAUGAGAAUUAUGAUUUUAACAAAAACACAGGUGAUAAAAAUAUAUCAGAUGUACAGAAAGCUAGCUGUGUUAAUAAAAGUGAUAAUAUGUACAGUGAAAGAAACUUGGAUGAAAAGAUUUUUCUUACUAUUAAUGAACGAUUUAAAAGUGACAAUCUGGAACAAAGUAAUGAGGAAAUAGAAAAUUUAAUUCAAGAAAAUGAUUUAGAUAAAUACAGUCAUAACACAAAAUGUUUAAAUAAUUACAGUAAUUCAACAAAUGAGGCAUACACUUUUCCAACUAAUGAAUAUUCAGAAAAAAAAAACAAUAUAUCAAAGGAGAAAGUGGAGCUUUACAAACUUUUAGAAAAUUCAUCUUUUGAAAACAUUAACAAAAUAGAAACAAUGAAUGAAGAGUUAGAAGAGGAAAUACCAUACAAAAGUAAUAGAUUAAAGGAAGAAAAAACGAACAGUGAAAAUCAUAAAAGUAACAAAGACAGUCACAGUAAACAUAAUUCAUAUAUAGAAAUUAAUGAAAUUUCAAGCAAUGAAAUAAUUAAGGAAUUUAAUUGUCUAUAUAUAAAAAUAAACAAAUAUAAUUUAUUUAAAUAUUUAAAUAUCAACGAAGAGAGGUUAAAUUAUAUUAAUUCUCUGUAUGAUUCAUUUGAUUAUCUUAACAAAACCAUAAAAAUAGAAAACGAUAAUAGACAUGAAAAUAAGAUUUAUCACAGUUACAAAAAUGAAACAGAUAUUAUAAAAAGUGACAUAUACAAAAAAUGUUUUGAAGAGAAAAUGAAUAACAUUUUUAACUCUAAAUUACAGGAAAAUCAUGAUGUUAACAUAUAUUCCGAUAUAAGUAUAUUCGAUGGAAAGGACAUUACGCAUGAAAAUCGUAAUCAUUUUCAUGACAAAUCACGUAGCAUCAAUGGAGAGCUACAAGAAAAAAUAAAUGACACAAUUAAUACGAAUAAAUCUGUUGACUCCAACAUUUCGAACAAAAAAUUACAAAAUGAUUUAAUCAAUUGUAGUGACUUAAAUUUUUGCCAAAGAAUAAAUCUUGAAACACAAGAAAAACAAAGGGUGCACUCGGAUAUGGGAAAUUUAAGCAGUUCUGAUGAAAAUGAAAAUAAUGACAAUGAAGACAAUAUAUGCUACGAAGACAUUAAGCGAAAUGUAUGGUUACAAAAUACAGAUCUUCAUAAAAAGAUGAAAAGAAAAAAUAUAGUUAAAUAUAUUCAGUUAGAAUCUGUUAAGUGUAUAUUAUUAUUUUGUUAUUUGUAUAGCGUCAAAUAUUUUCAAGGCUUGCAUGACAUGGUCAUAAGUUUAUUUUAUUUGAACUUAGAACCAUAUGAAAUUUUUUGUGUUUUUGAAAAAAUUUUACAUUAUUAUGCUCCAUAUUUAUAUUUAGGAAACAAAAGUAAAUGUAUAUCCCCAUUAAAUGAUGUAAAAUUAGGUAAGUACAUGGAUAAUUACAAUUUAUCAGAUAUAACUAUUGACAUCUGUAAUUAUAAUGGAAGAUUAUUCAAGCUAUUAUUUCAGUUUUUUUUCCCUCGUGUUAGUCAUUACUUUGAUACAACAGUGAAUCACACUUGGCCAUCUUUUUUAUUCAUUAAUCUAAACUUUAGUAAAUUCAAUAAUGUUUUUUGCUUGUUAUACACAUGGUUACGAUUAAUAGAAAUAAAAGAUGAAGGAAAUGAAGUAAGCUGCGAUUUUAUUCUUUAUUUAUUGUCCUUCUUUAUGUAUAAAUUAAAAAUUAUUAAAAACAAAUUUUACAAAAAAGGGAACCUACACAAAAUAAACAACACUACCAAAUAUUCAUCAUUUGAAUGUUUUAAAAAGAACGAACGAGAAGCACAAAUAGUAGCACAGAUAAAUGCCAGUAUUCCCAAAGUGUAUCUAGACGCAGAAAACCAGAAAAGGUUAGAAUAUAUUGAAGAACAGAUAGCAAAUAAAAAAGAAGAAAAAAUUGCAAACGAAGAAGAGGACAAAAAAAAAGAUAAAGUAUCAGAAGAAAAUAAAGAUAAAGAUUCAGAUAAAAAUGAAGAAAAAGAUUCGGACAAAAAUGAAGAAAAAGAUUCGGACAAAAAUGAAGAAAAAGAUUCGGACAAAAAUGAAGAUAAAGAAUCAGAUAAGAAUGAAGAUAAAGAAUCAGAAAGAAAUGAAGAUAAGAAAACAGACGAAAUUGAAGAUAUAGAAGCAGACAAAGGAUGCGAAGAAUCGGUACAAAUACAUAUAACAGAAAAGGAACAUUCAAUGAAUCUAUAUAAGGAAAGUAAAGAAAGAGAAAAGGAUGAAAAAACAAAAAGAGAAGAUAUUAGAAAAAGAAAACUUUCUAAAUACUGUACAGACAUGUUCUCUUUCUUUUUUGAAUGUAAUUCAUCUUUUGAUGAACAUUUUUGUGAUAACUAUGAAAUGCACAUAGAUCAAAUCAUGGAAAAUAUCAAAAAAAUUAAAGAGAUGAUUCCCAUAAGUAUUAUGGAUUUUAUCAUCAGUUAUAAUUCGAAAUAUCAAAAAAACGAGCACCUAGCAGACUCUGAAGGGUACAUAAAAAAUGAAAAAUUAUCAAAUAAUUUAAUGAAAUAUAUAGAUGAUAAUAUCUGCCUACAUAUAAAAAUUUCUGACUUAUUGUAUAUUCAUAAUAACGGAAACAGCUAUGAAUUUGUUUUUAUUAGAUUAUUAAACCAAAAGAUUGUUCUAAGUAAACUCAAAUUUAUUAGUUCAAGUAAGUUGGGCAUAGAAGAUUUUGUUCAUUUUAAAAAUAUACAUGAAUUUUUAAGUUAUAAAAAAAAAUUGCGAUCUACACUUAAUGGCCAUAAAAAAAUACUAUAUAUUAUCAUUCAUCAUACCGAUGAAAAAGAUAUACAACUGGAUGACAAUGAUAUUAAUCCUUGCAACAAGAGCCCACAUACAAAUAAGACAAAUACAUCUGCAAAUGAAAAAAAUGUAGUUAAUAAAAAAAUAUACAUGAACAUGAUUUUCUUUAAAAGAAAAAACAAAGAAAAUAAUAAAAUCUGCGAAAAUUUAAAUGAUCCCAUGUUAGACAAAAACCCCCUACAUAGUUUUAUCAUAACAGUGUUAAAAAAUAAUUUUAAGCAUUUAACUAUUCUUCAAGAUCAUUCUUGUGUUAUCAAAAUAAUUAAUGAAAAAAAAAGUGUAGCAGUAGAAACAAAUGAUAAUAAUUCAUUAAGAGAAAAUAGUUUUUUCUUUCAAAUGUUUAACAAAGUGAAAAACAAGAUUUACGAAAAUAUUGCAAAAGAUAAUGCAGCAAAAAAAGACAACUCUUUAAAAAUUAACUUUUUGCAAAAUAAUUUGAAGUUUUCAUUAAAAAAUUCUAAUUUUAAAAUGUUCAGCGACAGGAAGAUAAAGAAAAGAACAAAUUUUAAGAAUAAACAAAAAAUAAUUAUAUAUUCUAAAAGUAUCCUUAGGAAAAAGAAAAGUGAAAAACCAAAAAAUAGAUUAAACAAUAAGUUAGAAAAUACAUUGCUGAACAAAGUAGAAUAUAAAUUAAAUAGAAGGAUGCCUUUUGCUCUUAGGAAAUAUAUUGAAAGUAAUACAGUUGUGUUACUUAACAAUUUUAAAGAAAAUAAUGGUAAGACAAAUGAUAAUUUUAAGUUAAGCAAAAAAAAUAAUAUUGAUGCUAUCAAUAAUAACUCAAAUAUAAAAAAUAACUUCGUAUUUAAGGAAGGGAAGAAGCUAAAGUUAACAACAAAUGCUUAUGGUCAUGAUAUUAUGUAUUCUCAUUUUAAAAAAAAAAGGAGAGAACAAAAACUGAAGAAAACUAUUUUUGCUGUCUCAAAAAGAAGAGAGACGAAUUUAAUCAAAAUUAAAAUACCCAGUGACAUAACUCCAAAUAAAAAGACCAAUUCUUACCAUCAAAAAAAUUAUACAACUAGAACUCUUAGGGACUAUUAUAAUCAUAAAAAAAAUGUUAUUCUGAUUAAUAAUACACACAUUGAUAAAUAUAUUAAUCAAAAUGAAAGAAAGAGGUUAAAUAAAGAAAAAAAAAUAAUCUUUUUACAGUUCCAAGAACACUUUUUGAGUAACAUGUUAUCAGAAAAAUUAUCAAAAGACAAAAAUAAAGAAUCUUAUGAAAACAAAUAUGUACAAACUAAAAUUAAUACAAAUGCCUUCUGUACAAAGCUUUCAAAAGUCAGUGAUCUCAACAAAAUUCUGAAUAAAUAA